This is a messenger RNA of Peronospora matthiolae, 642 nucleotides long. NCBI's taxonomy places the organism in Eukaryota, Oomycota, Peronosporomycetes, Peronosporales, Peronosporaceae. The record is from the annotation of a GenBank genome assembly.
AUGCGAGAAGGCGGCCAAAGUUAUGUGGUGCGCCAAGAGGACAACAGGAAGAUAUUCGAAGUCUUCCGCCGCAACAAUGUCCUGACUAUUGACGUCAUGGGUGAGAGCACAACGGAUGCACGAGUACGAGUGGUCAACUUAGCCGUGCAAGAAGGUUUCGACGAAAUAGAUGAAGCAGUCACGGAUACAACACUGCUGGAAUUGCACCAAAGACUGGGCCAUCUUUCCUACGAUACUAUCGUACGCAUGGCCGACUCGGCAGGUUCAGGUAUCCGGUUGACCGACCGAACGAGGCCAAAUUGUUUGACUUGCGCACAGGGCAAACAGAGCAAGAACAACCAGCCCAAGAAGGACACAGGAAGGAAUGCACCGAUCGACAAGCUCGGGGGUGUUAUCGGUAGCGACAUCAAAGGACCAAUGACUCCAAAGGACCGUCGCGGAAAUCGAUACCUCAUCAACUUCGUCGACUACUCGACGAAUUGCGUACGCGUGUUCGUCGCCAAGAGAAAGAUCGAGGCUACAAAGAAUUUUAGGCACUUUCUACUCUAUUACGAGAAGAGAUUCAACUGUCGCGUCCAUGUGUUGCGGACGAUGGCAAGGAGUACGUCAGCGUCGAUCCGUUGUGCAAGUCAGCUGGAGUGA